CGUCGCUUUGCAGUUUACAGUAUACAGGAUUAGCCUGUGCCACUGAGAGCGACGCCGGUCUGGCUCUGAGUGUCCAAAAUCCGCAAUGUCAAAAGAGGUGCUGAUACUGUAGCUGCAAGGCAUGGCUCCUCUCAGCGAGCAGGAGAUGCAAAGAGAGCUGGACAAAUUCAAGGCAAUGCAAGAGACUUUGCAGAAAGCAUAUGAAGCGCGAAUGGGCCUGAUUGCUCAGCAGCAGGAGACGGAGCUUGUGAAGCAAGAAUUCGACACCAUCGAGGAGGAUGCCGUGGUGUACAAACUGGUGGGGCCAGUUAUGGUCAAGCAGAACGUCGAUGAUGCCAAGGGCAACGUCACCAAGCGAUUGGAGUACAUCUCAGGUGAGCUGGAAAGGUCCAACAAGAUCAUAUCAGACAAGGAGAAGGAGCUGGGAGACAAACAAAAGCAGCUGAUAAAGAUGCAGCAAGAGAUACAAGGCAGUUGAAGAAUGCAUUGCAUGCAG
This is a messenger RNA of Effrenium voratum, 496 nucleotides long. The record is from the annotation of a GenBank genome assembly. Lineage: Eukaryota; Dinophyceae; Suessiales; Symbiodiniaceae.